Rhodamnia argentea is the source of this 1698-nucleotide messenger RNA. Its product is annotated as probable serine incorporator. NCBI's taxonomy places the organism in Eukaryota, Viridiplantae, Streptophyta, Magnoliopsida, Myrtales, Myrtaceae. The record is from RefSeq and is a predicted model, not a curated record. Gene Ontology annotation, cellular component: membrane. The coding region runs from base 191 to 1438 and encodes 415 amino acids. The transcript is spliced from 7 exons.
CGAUCCGAGCGCAUCUCGAACGACCCGGUGGGAGGGACGACGAAGUCAAGCAAGAAUAAUAUCAACCCCUCUCUUCGUCCGUCGUCCUCAUCAGCACCAAUUGAAGUCUCUCGCUCUGGGCAAAUUCGCGAUCGAAAGUUUCGUGCUCCGCCUGAACUAUUCCGGGUCUGUUUGGUUGCGAUAGAACGAGAUGUGGGCAGCAUCUUGCCUCGCGUCCUGCUGUGCUGCUUGCGCCUGCGACGCCUGUAGGACUGCGGUGUCGGGAAUUAGCCGGAAGUCAGCUCGUAUUGCUUACUGUGGGCUCUUCGCGCUUUCUCUGAUCGUCGCAUGGAUUCUCCGCGAAGUUGCAGCACCUCUCAUGGAGAAGAUCCCUUGGAUCAAUCAUUUUCACAAAACACCGGACAGGGAGUGGUUUGAAACUGAUGCGGUGUUGAGGGUGAGCUUGGGGAAUUUUCUCUUUUUCACAAUUCUGGCUGUUAUGAUGAUUGGGGUGAAAAAUCAAAAGGACCCUCGUGACGGUAUUCACCAUGGCGGAUGGAUGAUGAAAAUUAUUAGCUGGUGCCUGUUGGUAAUCUUCAUGUUUUUCCUUCCAAAUGAGAUCAUCAGCUUUUACGAGUCCAUUUCAAAAUUUGGCUCGGGAUUCUUUCUUCUUAUUCAAGUUGUCCUUUUGCUGGAUUUUGUUCAUGGAUGGAAUGACAAAUGGGUUGGAUAUGACGAGCAAUUUUGGUAUAUUGCUUUGUUUGUGGUUUCCCUUGUUUGUUACGUGGCCACCUUCGCCUUCUCUGGGGUCCUCUUUCAUUUCUUCACACCAUCUGGACAUGACUGUGGGCUGAAUACCUUCUUCCUCGUCAUGACUUUGAUCUUGGUGUUUCUUUUUGCUGUGGUUGCCCUGCACCCUGCAGUAAAUGGAAGCAUCUUGCCAGCUUCAGUUUUGUCUUUCUACUGCAUGUACCUCUGUUACGGUGGGCUUGCCAGUGAACCGAGGGACUAUGAGUGCAAUGGUCUUCAUAGGCACUCCAAAGCUGUUUCCACAGGGUCCCUUACUCUAGGUCUGGUCACUACUGUUCUUUCAGUGGUCUAUUCUGCUGUCAGAGCUGGAUCUUCUACAACUCUUCUCUCCUCCCCACCUAGUUCACCUCGCGCGGGUGCAGGCAAGCCAUUGCUGCCCCUGGACAACAAGGCGGAAGAGCAGGAAGAGAAAGAGAAGUCUAAGCCGGUCACCUACUCGUACUCUUUCUUCCAUAUCAUUUUCUCUCUCGCGAGUAUGUAUUCUGCUAUGCUUUUGACUGGGUGGUCGACGUCAGUCGGAGAAAGUGGAAGGUUGGUGGAUGUUGGUUGGCCAUCUGUCUGGGUUCGAAUUGUUACCUGCUGGGCCACUGCAGGCCUCUACAUUUGGUCUUUGGUUGCUCCUAUUUUGUUCCCAGACAGGGAAUUCUAAGCCAACCCAUGAUCAUUGGAAAAGCUGCAAGUGCGUAUGAACCAUAUAUUUCACAGCAACUGAUGAAGUCUCUGUUAUUUUGUAUGCCGUGACCAGGAUUUGCUCGACUUGCCCUUCGCCCCCCGCUGUACGUAAAGGUGGUUGUUUAUGACAAUAUUAUUAUGGCUUCACGUGUUAGCUGUAAAGUGUGACCGAAGAUGUGAUGUUCUGCAUAUUUUAUGCACUUCAGCGUGUUAUAAAUUGCAGUCUGCAUUGACACU